Cucurbita moschata (crookneck pumpkin) is the source of this 1680-nucleotide messenger RNA. RefSeq lists its product as uncharacterized. The record is from RefSeq and is a predicted model, not a curated record. The transcript is spliced from 2 exons. Lineage: Eukaryota; Viridiplantae; Streptophyta; Magnoliopsida; Cucurbitales; Cucurbitaceae. The coding region runs from base 331 to 1125 and encodes 264 amino acids.
AAUCUUUCGAGGUCCUUCUUAAGACUGUUUUCUAAGUUCUAUUUCUCUACUUUAUAUUUGUUACUCGUGUAAAUUAGAAAAAAAGAAGUUUGAUUCUUUACACGCUUUUCCUCCAUAGCGUUGCACCUGUUCCUUGUUACAUGAUUUUCCUACAAUCUUAGUCAAGCAUUCAUCCAUCAUUCACUAUUGAUGAAAUUAAUCCAACUUUCUCGAAUAUUAUACAUUGUUCGACUCAAAUUAAUGGUACAUAUGAUAUCUAUGUACCUUGUCUCGUGAUGUCAGCUACUAUUGCAGGUGGUCGUUUCUGACCCGUAGCUGUGUGUUGUUAGAAUGUGGAAUUUUGCUUCCAAUUGUGUGGCUGGAUGUACUGGACUAAAGAGCAGCUCCCAAAAACUGACUCAUACCGCCACAGAGUGUUCUGAUGAUGAGGUAUCUUCAGAUGGUAGGGAGGAGGUGCUAGAGUGUCCAAUAUGCUGGGAAUCCUUCAACAUUGUUGAGAAUGUGCCCCAUGUUUUAUGGUGUGGCCAUACUCUAUGCAAGAAUUGCAUCUUGGGAUUGCAGUGGGCUGUGGUGAAGUUCCCGACAUUACCCGUUCAGCUUCCGCUUUUCAUAUCCUGCCCAUGGUGCAACCUCCUAUCCUUCCGCCUAGUUUAUAAAGGAAACCUCAAAUUCCCUUGCAAGAAUUACUUCCUUUUGUGGAUGGUUGAGAACAUGAAUGGCGAAAGGGUGAAAUCUCGUUCUGAUUUCUCUGGGGAUCAACUAGUCUUCCCCGUGAGCGGAAAUUCAAGGAGUAAUCAAGUCGGUCACAGUAACCUUAGGAGGGGACACCAUGUUCGUCAAUUAGAUCCACAACGACCAAACAACGCCAAUAGCCAUGCCCAUAGCUUUAAUCUGGAGAGACUGAAAUCAUCUCUCUGCAAAUUGCUCGUGUUCUUCGUUCACUUGACAGCUAAAUUUCCAUUGGUGAUCAUCUUCCUCCUCAUCAUCCUAUACGCCGUGCCUGCCAGUGCAGCAAUCUUGGCUCUGUACAUAUUAGUCACCGUCCUUUUCGCUCUCCCGUCGUUUCUCAUAUUGUAUUUUGCAUACCCCAGUCUGGAUUGGCUGAUGAGGGAGAUCAUCACUUAAGGUGCGUACCACAAGUCAGCCUGAAUUGUGUCUGGUGGAGGCCAUCACUCCAGGACUUUUACUUCUACAAACCAGCCACAGCCAUCAAGAUAGCCGACUUCAUAUCUUAGCUAGUCAACACGUUAGCUUCCCGCUUCCCGCUUCCCGUCCCAAUUUGCCGAUAUUUCAGCAGGAUUGUUCAGAUUCAAUGUCGCUCUCCUGCGAUCACGGAUGAUCCUUGCAGACCCAGGUAAAAUAAGUUUUGUUUUGGCUUAGUGUCCCAUUUUCUUUCCCUAAAAACUCUUCUUGUGUAAGGGCGUACAAGUUGAACUUGGUAAUUUCUGGUGUCCUCUUGUGGCUUUUGUGUGCCACAUUCACUGGCAUUGUGCUAUAGAUAUCUGGAAAAUAGGUGCUGCUGUAUGGACAAGGCUAUAAAGAAGCUCAUGUCCUUGUUUCACUGCUUGUACAGAGGAUUGGAGUAAUUAUAUGAUGCCCAUGUUUUAUAUAAACAAGGACUAGAUCAAAGCGUUUAAAAGUAUAUCAAAACGCUCUAUAUAAGGACCAAAUUGAAACUUU